Molecule: messenger RNA, 984 nt
Organism: Ipomoea nil (Japanese morning glory)
Lineage: Eukaryota; Viridiplantae; Streptophyta; Magnoliopsida; Solanales; Convolvulaceae
Product: subtilisin-like protease SBT1.4
Exons: 1
Coding region: 1-984 (327 amino acids)
Biological process (GO): proteolysis
Molecular function (GO): serine-type endopeptidase activity
Source: RefSeq, a predicted model, not a curated record
AUGAUUCCCACCUCAUUUGUUACCUCAAUCGACGGAGCCAUAAUCCGGAAUUAUGUACUGUCGGCUUCAUCCCCAACUGCAAGAUUUGAAUUCAGGGGAACAGUAAUCGUAACUUCUCCGUCGGCACCGCGUGUGGCGGCUUUCUCCGGCCGCGGCCCCAAUUCUGUAACUCCUCAAAUUCUCAAACCAGAUGUGAUUGCACCAGGAGUUAACAUUCUAGCGGCUUGGACUGGCGCAAGAGGCCCCUCCAAGAAUAAAGCUGAUACAAGAAGAACCGAAUUUAAUAUUAUGUCCGGCACCUCCAUGGCAUGUCCUCAUGUCACUGGAUUGGCUGCCAUGCUUCGAAAGAUGCAUCCUUUUUGGAGCCCGAGUGCCAUCAAGUCUGCAAUCAUGACAACAGCUACCUCUUUGGAUAAUACCUUAAGGACUUUCAUAGAUCUUUCCACUGGACUAACAUCUGUGCCCAAUAUUUAUGGAUCUGGACACGUUGAUGCAGUCGAGAUGCUAGAUCCGGGUCUGGUCUAUGAUGCUGGAAUUAAUGAUUAUCUGGAUUUCUUUUGUAACAUUGGGUAUAAUAGUACCACAAUUGCCAAGUUCGUGGGGAGUUCUUCUCCUCCCGUGGAUUGCCGCAGGCGACAAUUGGGUAAUCCAGGGACUCUAAAUUACCCUUCCUUUUCAGUUCUUUUCACUAAUACUCUACGCACGGUAACCUACAAGAGAACCGUUACAAAUGUAGGGCAGGACAAGAACACACUUUAUGAGGUAAGUUGGAAUAUAUCCCCCGCCACCGUUAAUGUGGUUGUGAAUCCACGUUUCCUCGCAUUCACUAAUGCAGUCACUGUACUAUCUUAUCAAGUAACUUUUACAAGCCUUACCCCAACUCCUAAAGGGGCAUUUGGGUCAUUACUCUGGAGUAAUGGGUUACACAAUGUUACCAGCCCAAUAGCUGUCAUGUGGGGAACAUCUUUGCACUCUGAUCUCUAA